UCGUCCUCCGUCAGUUUCAUAUCUGAACCUGCUCUAAACCAUAGCCAAAAAACACGUAUAUUUUAUAACGUUAACUGGUCGUGGUUGUGUUCGACUUUGUGGGUUAUAUUGAGUCGUAACUCACGUUGUUUAUUUGCUGAGGUUUAGUAUGUGACUACUUCGGAUUCCCUUGUAAAGUAAAUAAUUAAACGAACACUCCGUGUGUUUACAACUUCUCACAUAACUGGGUCGGUGACUGCUUAAUCAUGGGAAAGUCCUUUGCGAACUUCAUGUGCAAGAAAGAUUUUCAUCCUGCUUCAAAAUCUAAUAUCAAAAAGGUAUGGAUCGCAGAACAGAAAAUAACCUACGAAAAAAAGAAGCAAGAGGAUCUCCUCUCUGCUUACACGAAGGAACAGGAGAUCUACAACAAUCGAGUGUUAAUGGGAGAUGAUCGCGUUAAGAAUGGUCUGAACUUCAUGUAUGAGGCUCCACCCGGAGCUUCCAAAGAGGAAACCAAGGAGGAGGGGGAGUCAGAGUACAAGUUUGAGUGGCAGAAGGGCGCACCAAGAGAGAAAUAUGCGAAAGAUGACAUGACUAUAAGAGAUCAGCCAUUUGGAAUCCAAGUGCGAAAUGUGAGGUGCAUCAAAUGCCACAAAUGGGGCCACGUGAACACGGACAGAGAGUGUCCUCUGUUCGGGCUGUCAGGGAUCAACGCCAGCGCUGCCCCCACUGAAGAAGCAGCAGGUCCGUCGAUGCACCCCUCCGAGUUAAUGGCAGAGAUGCGAAACAGUGGGUUUGCCCUGAAGAAAUGUGUCCUUGAUAGAAACGCAACGUUUUGUGAUCCAUCGCAGGAAUACGUAGCGAGUGAGGAGGAGGAGGACCCGGAGGUAGAAUUCCUCAAGUCUCUCUCCACCAAGCAGAAGCAGAAGCUCCUACGGAAGCUUGAUCGGCUGGAGAAGAAGAAGAAGGCCAAGAAAAGCAAGAGCAGGAAGCAGAAGAAGAAGGAGAAGAAGGAGAAGAAGAAGGAGAAGAAGGGCAAACGGAAGCACAAGAAGAGUCCGGGGAGCGGCAGCAGCGACAGCUCCAGUGACUCCAGCGACAGCUCCGGGGACUCCUCCACUGACUCCAGUGACUCUGACUCCAGCAGUGGCCACGGCAAGACGGACAAGAGGAAGAAGAAGAGCAAGAAGGGGAGGAAGACCAGGGCCCGGGAGUCCUCCACGGAGGCGCUGGCCCAGGGAGAGAAGCACCCGACGACUGAGAGCAACAGAGGCUCCUCCUGCAGGAGGCCAGAGGAGGGGAGAAAGGAGGGAGGACAGGAAGUCGGGGACCCUCGUAGUGGACCCCCCAGGGCGGAGGUCAAUCUCAAGCAGGAGGGCAGUCAGACGAGGGAGAGGCAGGCCAGCAGAGAAGGGCAGAGAGAGGGGGCCAGCUCCAGGAUAGAGCAGGACCUCAGGAGAGGACCGGACCGAGGCAGAGAGGAUGGAGGUAACGACGGAGUCGACGGAGGUAAAGAUGGGGCUCACGGUAGAGACAGAGGCGACAGAGGUAGAGACAGAGGUGACACGGGUAAAGAUGGGGCUCACGGUAGAGACAGAGGCGACAGAGGUAGAGACAGAGGUGACACAGGUAGAGAAGGGGCUCACGGUAGAGACAGAGGCGACAGAGGUAGAGACAGAGGUGACACAGGUAGAGAAGGGGCUCACGGUAGAGACAGAGGUGAUGGAGGUGAUGUCGAGGCUCACCGUAGAGACAGAGACCGAGGGGACCGAGGUAGAGAAGGAGGUGACGGAGGAAGAGAUGGGGGUCACGGUAGAGACAGAGGUGAUGGAGGUCGAGACAGAGGGGAUGGAGGUCGAGACAGAGGGGAUGGAGGUCAUGACGGAGGUCGAGACCGAGGUGAUGGAGAUGGGAGGAGCUGGGAAGGGAGAAGAGAACGAGAGGAGAGAAGGAGGAGUAGGAGCCCAAGCAGGAACAGAGAGGGAAAAGACAAGGGCUCCCAUAGAAAAUGAUUCGUUUUCGGUAUUUUCUAAAAGUACAAAAACUUUUCAAAUGUCGUCGUUUUAUUUGAAAGGGCAUUUUAUCGGCUACCUUUGGUCAACAGUAAACGCUACCACUGUCGUUUCACUUUCGCGGAAAUAUAUAAGGCGGUAUAUUUACUGUCAGUAGAGGGCAGCAAAGGACAGAAAAUGAUUACGGCGGACUGGGCUGCAACCGACAGACGUCUGCUAAUUGAUUACUAAAUAGCGAAACUAAAUCGCAGCGUUUUUUUGAUGCCUUGGUCAAUUCGGCUUUUUUUUUAGCAGGGAAUCCGUUUCAAAUCUCGUAUGUUCAUAAAUUCUGAACAAAGCUGUAUUUUUAUUCUGCAUGAGCGCCAUAUGGACAUGUGGUUGCUGAAUGAUGUUUAAAUUAUGUAUUUUGGCGUUCGAUAAUCCAAAAUAAAUUAUCUGGAAGUUUUGAUUUGAAUGGUUUGUAUCGGAAUAUUGCAUUGGAAAAUAUUGACAUUUUGGUAGGAUAGGCCUGAUCUAAAUGGCUCCGUUCUUCUCGGUUUCGGUCAAGUGCAUGUUAUUAGAAGUUGUCAUCACAGCUUGAGCUAGACAUAGACCUGCAAAUAAAACCAUAGACUCAUUGUCGCUGUUGUUCGACGAGUGUUAACAAAAUGGAGCAGUCACGUUUUGUAGACGUUGCGUCUAAUAAUAAAGAGAUUAUGGUGUAUCUGCGUGAUUUGGUCUGGGAACAGUGUAGGCUACUACCAGUCAAGAUCACAUGUGAACAUCCUAUAGAAAUUAAGGAAUAUUUUUCGCUACAUCCCAACAAACUUAAAGUAAUUCUUUAUAUUAAUCAGAUUGAACAUUGAUUGGUUAAUAUUAAAACGGAAUUCCUAUUUAUUUUAUUUUUAUUUAAAUCACAAAUUAAAUGCAAUAAAACAUCAGAACUAUAUAGAAAAUCUUUGCAAAAAUUGAAGGGCCUCUAUAUUUAGUCUGUUGUAAUUAAUAGGCCGCAUUCAACAUAUAGGCUUAUAUUCAUUCUGAUGCUGUAAAUUAAAACCAACUAUUCAACAAAUAGGCCUAUACAUUUAUUCUGAUGCUUUAAAUAAUAAGCCACUAUUCAACAUAUAUCCCUAUAUAUUUAUUCUGCUGUAAAUAAUAAGCCACCAUUCAACUUGCAGCCCUAUAUAAUUAUUCUGAUGCUUUAAAUAAUAAGCCACCAUUCAACUUAGAGCCCUAUAUAUUUUUUCGCUUUCGGCAAAGCGUUUUAUUUUUUAUUUUAUCCCUACAUUUUCAAUUGCCAUUAUUAUAAUUCCUUUAAGUUUUCACUCUGGCUGCAGGGACGCUCGUUGGACAAAAGGAAACGACAAUAAUUCCCUUCUAUCACCUUCUGGUCAAUUUCACCUCCUUUUCAGCGCGUCUGGCCCGCACGAGACGCUGCUCCUCUGUGUUCCCAGGCCCCGCGAUGUAAUUAUUCCCGGGCUUUUUCUUUGGGAAUCGGACGCUGCACUGCCUCCGUACAAAGAGCCCGGGGAGCAUCCUCGAACCCCUUUCAACAACGG
This is a messenger RNA of Gadus chalcogrammus (walleye pollock), 3529 nucleotides long. RefSeq names its product corepressor interacting with RBPJ, CIR1 (gene cirsr). Gene Ontology annotation, biological process: negative regulation of DNA-templated transcription. Gene Ontology annotation, cellular component: nucleus. The record is from RefSeq and is a predicted model, not a curated record. Gene Ontology annotation, molecular function: transcription corepressor activity. Lineage: Eukaryota; Metazoa; Chordata; Actinopteri; Gadiformes; Gadidae. The coding region runs from base 246 to 1991 and encodes 581 amino acids. The transcript has 10 exons.